CUUUUAAACUCGCCAGCGCCGCAUUGGCCUCGCUGGCCUUCUGUUUCAUAGGCUUUUUGCUUUGCUUACCUUUGAGGCAUGCGAAGUGAGCAAAAAAAAGUUAGGAAUGUUGUUCAAGUGUCUCCGGGCUCGCGCUUGGACUGUGUCGGAGCCCGGGUGUUUGUCUUUUCCUUGGCCGGCCCCUCGAUGCCAGCUCUCCGCAGAGGGGAGGGGGCGAGGUGGGGAGCAGAUACAGGAGACUGCCUGACGCCAGCUUUGUGAUCGGAAGGAGCGCGGGGAAAGCAUUUUUAUGGAUGGCUAAUCGCUGACAAGUCUUCCCGUUACUAUUCCUUCCUCCUCCCGCCCUUGACCGUGGACAUUUGAAAUGAUAGUUUGGAAAUACUACGUUGACUUAUUUCUGGGCUGGAGUGGGUACUCCUGAGAACUAACCUACAAAUGAUACAAAUCGAGUUUGGGGAUAAAAUUGUAUGUAAAUUGUUUACCCAGUAGUUCACAGUGAGAUACACACCCACAAGGGCACUGUGGAGUGCUUUGGAUGGAUCCAGUUUACUAGUCCCAUUUCGGUGGCUUGCCAGAUGUCUUGGAUGAUCUUUUGGAAGUGUAGGUUAGCAAGAAGCAUGGAGGCUGACCGUAAAGUCGUGAGGCAUUUAAUAAUGCUGCCUCCUAAGCAGUAACUGAGCGGAACGUUUGUGGCAUCCGUCUGGGAAAGUGAAAUGUGACUACUACAAGCAUAUCUCCUGCCUUAGCAUUCCUCCAAGUGUGAGGGAAUGCCUUUGGAUGUUUACAUUUUAAAAAUAGUGAUCUAUAUUUAAGAAGACAUUAAAAUAAAAGCCAAAGACAUUCUCAACUCCAAAUUGACAAAGAAUAAAUGAGUUUCCCUGUGCUUGUAGGAAAGCAUCAACACAGUUUUAGACUGCUUUUAGGUUUGUGGUUAUCCAAGGAGGCUUCAGAUGAGAAAAGGAUGUGACGCUUUAUAAAUAAGGAGCAUUUUAAAUACAAGAUGACACAAAUUUCAAGUACUGUAUCCGAAAAACAACUUUUAGUGGUAAUAGUCACCUUCACUGAUGGCAAGACAGCUGUCUACCAGACAGCCUUCGGCCUCUUAAUGUAUUCUGACACAACCAACUCCCAUUUUUAUGCUUGACUGGUUAUCUUUGUCAGAGCUGUUUUAUGCUUGAGCUCUGUGGUUUCAAACUAUGCUUAAGGGAAUGCCAACAUACUCUUGAUCUGAACAAACUCGUUUUUAUCUGCAGUGUUUACUAAAAAUCAAAGACGUAAACAAAUUUUGGGUUAAACCUCUAAGUACUUUAGAAUUACCACAUCUUUGUCAUCAGUCUUUCAAAGUCAACAUGAACUAUUUGGCUUUUCUCCUUUUAAAAUCUUUUUUUAACUUAUAUUUUCCUAGUUAAUGAGUAAUCAGAAAAUAUUCACAGAUGUCAACUCUUGCAUCUCUGAUUGCCCGAGACAUGGGAUGAGAAAGAAGAGCUUUGUUUUUUAAAUGAAACAUUACUAAAGAUAUCCAUACGUAAUAAACAACUGGUGCACUAUUUAUCUCUACUGAUCAUGUGGUCAGUCGGAGGGAAAAAAGUCUGUCCAAAAAUUGUUUCAUGAAGAUGAAAAUAUUCAAUGUCAGCAUGAAAAUAAUAUAUUUUCCAAAUAGUUUAAUUCUGAUUAAUGAGAGUGCAAUAUGCAUUGCCAAACUGGAGGGAUAGUGUUUCAUAAGCGAUCGCUAUAGCAUUAAGGUAACUAGAUUAUAUCUGACAUUCCCUCUGUAAUAAAUAAGAAAGCAGUUUCAUCAUGUUCUGCUUUAAUAUGUGGGAAAUAAUCCUUAUCCGCAGGAUGUACUCUCAUUUAAGGGAAGGUAAAAGUUAUGACAAAUACGUGGUUUUUCUGAUUUGCCAAACAUACUAUGCUAAGUUUUAAAGCUUUAACGAAGCUUAGUGCAGAUUUUCUGUAUAUUGUUUUGGACACUUAGAGAGGAAUUAAAAAACGGGAAACUGUCCAGAAUAAAGCAGUAAAUAUAGCAGUACGUUGAAACCAUGAAUCUUCUCGAAUAGUUGUAAUUUUAGGCGAUUGGAUUUAUAUUUCCUUGGUUACUGUUGCUAGUGAGUUGAAAAGUUAUUCUAAAGCCAAAAAAAAAAAAAAAUGCAAACAGUAAAUGCAUGAGUACUUACAAUAGUGUGAGCAUUUUCACAGUGUUUCAUAUUAUCCUGGUGAACGUCCAUGUCCUAAGUAAGGACAUUAAAAAAAUAAACAAUUAUCCCCUAGUAAUAAACUAACCUUUUAAAAUAAAUAUUCCGGUAAGUUAUGUCUCUUAAGAAACUUGUGUCAACUAAAGUUGUUAGGAUUUCAAGAGAUCUGUUAGCAUUAGAAGUCAUUAUACCCAUGAAAACUGGAUAUUCUUCUUGCCUGAUGGUCUUCAUCCUGACACUUCCUACCCCAAAACCAUGAGGUGACACCUCAGCCGCGCUUGCCUGACUUACAUUCAGCUCUCCUUUAGUGUCGGCCUCCUUGUGUGUUAGGCUGACUCAAGACCACUUUUCCGGGCUUAUCUUCCCAGUCUUUCCCUAUUUUAUGCUGCAAUUAAAAUAGCGAAUACUAGUUUCCACGCAUACCCUGUCCUGUGCACCUUCACCCCACGCUGAGGCCUUCCCAGCUUCCCCACCUCCCACCACAUCCUCGAAUGUGACUUCUUUAUCUUGUAGGCCCUGUUCAGGCGCUGCCUUCACUGGACUUUCUGUGAUGACCCUGGUCCCAGAGUUGGCCAGCGUGUGCAAGGGCUUAGGAGAAAGUCAACACACUUCUCAACUUGAAUUGGUCCUAGCCGCUCCCAGAAGAACGGGCGGGUUGGCCCCUAUGCCACCCUUGGAGAGCUGCUCGCCGCCCACUUUGCCGUGAAGGGCUGUGCGGUUCCCGUGCACGCCGGAGCCUGCUGUGGCCCCUUAUGCACUCCACCACCCCCAUCAGCUCCCUCUUCUCCUUCACCAGCCCCGCAGUGAAGAGACUGCUAGGCUGGAAGCAAGGAGAUGAAGAGGAAAAGUGGGCAGAGAAGGCGGUGGACUCUCUAGUGAAGAAAUUAAAGAAGAAGAAAGGAGCCAUGGACGAGCUGGAGAGGGCGCUCAGCUGCCCGGGGCAGCCCAGCAAGUGCGUCACGAUUCCUCGCUCCCUGGACGGGCGGCUGCAGGUGUCCCACCGCAAGGGCCUGCCCCACGUGAUUUACUGCCGCGUGUGGCGCUGGCCGGAUCUGCAGUCCCACCACGAGCUGAAGCCACUGGAGUGCUGUGAGUUCCCAUUUGGCUCCAAGCAGAAAGAGGUGUGCAUUAACCCUUACCACUACCGCCGGGUGGAGACUCCAGUGCUGCCUCCUGUGCUCGUGCCAAGACACAGUGAAUAUAACCCCCAGCUCAGCCUCCUGGCCAAGUUCCGCAGCGCCUCCCUGCACAGUGAGCCACUCAUGCCACACAACGCCACCUAUCCCGACUCUUUCCAGCAGCCUCCGUGCUCUGCACUCCCUCCCUCACCCAGCCACGCGUUCUCCCAGUCCCCGUGCACGGCCAGCUACCCUCACUCCCCAGGAAGUCCUUCUGAGCCAGAGAGUCCCUAUCAACACUCAGUUGACACACCACCCCUGCCUUAUCAUGCCACAGAAGCCUCUGAGACCCAGAGUGGCCAACCUGUAGAUGCCACAGCUGAUAAACAUUUAGUGCUAUCGAUACCAAAUGGAGACUUUCGGCCAGUUUGUUACGAGGAACCCCAGCACUGGUGCUCGGUCGCCUACUACGAACUGAACAACCGAGUUGGGGAGACAUUCCAGGCUUCCUCCCGAAGUGUGCUCAUAGAUGGGUUCACCGACCCUUCAAAUAACAGGAACAGAUUCUGUCUUGGACUUCUUUCUAAUGUAAACAGAAACUCAACGAUAGAAAAUACCAGGAGACAUAUAGGAAAAGGUGUGCACUUGUACUACGUCGGGGGAGAGGUGUAUGCCGAGUGUGUGAGUGACAGCAGCAUCUUUGUGCAGAGCCGGAACUGCAACUAUCAACACGGCUUCCACCCAGCCACCGUCUGCAAGAUCCCCAGCGGCUGCAGCCUCAAGGUCUUCAACAACCAGCUCUUCGCUCAGCUCCUGGCCCAGUCAGUUCACCACGGCUUUGAAGUUGUGUAUGAACUGACCAAGAUGUGCACUAUCCGGAUGAGUUUUGUUAAGGGUUGGGGCGCUGAGUAUCAUCGUCAGGAUGUCACCAGCACCCCCUGCUGGAUUGAGAUUCAUCUUCAUGGGCCGCUGCAGUGGCUGGACAAAGUUCUGACUCAGAUGGGCUCUCCACAUAACCCCAUUUCUUCAGUGUCUUAACAGUCAUGUCUUAAGCUGCAUUUCCAUAGGAUAGAGGCUAUUGCAGGGAGUGGCUUGUAUCAUUUCAGAUUUGCAACUAACUGAGGUUUCUAAAAGCAUGUGUAAAUACACAGAAUGUAUACUGUUCCUAUUUUUUUUAAUCACCAUUUGUUUUGUGCUUUCUAGUUAACCUGAUGCCAGCACAGUGCAAUUGGAAAAGCAGGCCUUUGGUGCCUGUGCUAUAAGCAGCAGAUUUCGUGGGAGGAAACAAUUGAGAGGCAGUAUUGUCAACAGUAUUUGCAGGGUGUUAGCAGAAUAAAAGGCAGCUUUAGUCAGCCGUGUCAUUAUAAAGCAUGUUGUGUGGCCUCACAGAAACACUGAAACUGUUUAUACAGCAAAAGUCAGGUAUUAGCAGCACUAGAGCAUAUAUCACUCAGAUGAAACAAAGCAGUGAAACCCCUCCAGUUGAAAUGAUGUCACUUUUAGCGCUAUUGGCAAGAAAAAAAACAAAAAAAGCUUGUACAAUGAAUUAAUGAGAUAAUCCAUAGAAACUUUAUUUCUAAGGUUGACAUACCUGUAGCUGGGCUCCUGUGUUCAUAUUCAGUGGUACAUUUUAAACAAACUGUGAUUGGAAAAGAAAAAAAAAACUGUGAAGCCGAAAGUCAUGUUCCCUCAGUCUACCGCUGUAAAAACAGAGUCUAAUAUGGGAAAAUAAAUACGAAAAUAGCAUGAAAUGCUGUUUCCCAAAUUACAAGAUAAGACCAGAACUUGCUCCAAGAGCCACCCAGGGAGACUCCUGCUUUCCACAGAGGAGACCAGGCUCCUGUUGUCCUGGUUGUUUGUGUCAUGCCAUCCUGCAAACUUUGAGUCUGCGCAGCAUGCCAGAAUAGCACGUGUUUCAGUCUGGUGUCAAGAAGCAGGUGAAAGCAAAGGUUGGAGAAAAGUGUCACACGUCGACUUACACUUUCUCAUUUCCCACGUUCCAGUCUCCUGGGAAGGACACUCUUUUGCCACGUUUUCUUGCCUCUUGGCAAAUAUUAACUCCUUGCAGAUUACUAAAGCAACAGUAAAGACUUUGAGAAAAUCUAGACACAUUAUUGGAUCAAUGAGUUAUUUAACCUAGUGUCUCCAGUGAUUAUCUAAAGUCUCAUAGCUGGAAAUAAAUUCCCAAGUAAAGUGAUACUAAUUUCAUAAUCAUCUAUAAUUUCUGGGGAACAGUGGUAAUGAAUAAUAUAUCUUUUAAAAAUAUACACAAUAUUAAAAACAUGUUCUUAUUUUACUUUAGAUGAGGGAGGAAAAUCCCCAAAUUUCCAGGUACUUUCAUAUACAUACUUGCCAUGCACUAAACACUACAUUGCUUGGAAAAAUAUUUCACACCCUCUUUAAAAAUAUACAAUUUAAGAUAGCAGUUAUGCUUGUAACAGACAGCACUUCAGUAAUCCAAGAAGUUUCUUCAUUUAUACAUUUUAUCUCAACUCUUUCUAGCAUUAGUGCACAUGGUAGUUUUUCUAAUUAAAUUGUAUUCAAGGUAGAAAUGAUCAUGUGAGAAAGAUAUGAUUGAGCUACUACUGUCACCUCUUAUAAUGACUAGUGUUAUCUAAUAGAAACUUUCAUACAUACACAAUAGAAAAGAAUUAUUACACUUUACAUUGAAAAAUGUAAUAUGUGGCUCAUGUAGUGUUUAGAAAAAUCUGUAGUUGAUUGGUUCAUCAACUAUGUAUUGUGCACCUACCUAUAGGUGUCAGGUACAAUGUUAGGCACUGUAGUAUCAAAUGUAAAUAGAAGACAGUCCCAGCCCUCAUGGAGCCAAGAAUCUAAUAGUGCAUCUGUUUGUACAGACAUCAUCAUGUUUCAGAACUUUUCAAACAAAACAAUGCAAUCUGUCUUUUGCUUGAAAGAAUGUAAUUGAUUUCUUAUCUCUGUUUUGAAAUUUUUAUUUCCUUGCUCUUCUGCAGAGUCAGGUAAUGGAUUCCUUGUAUAAAUGCUACUUUUCUUCCAUGUCUCAAAGUGGUUUUUGUUCCUCUCCUUGCUUCCCUAUUUUCCAAUAAUUCUCUGUCUCCCCUUCUCUUGGAAAAGGCAUUAAUAUGGUGAGUCUCAUAUGGGAACCAUUCCAUGGGAGAACUUCAACACAGCUUUUGCUCCAGAGAUCAAACAUAGCUUUCAUGAUCUCUCUACCAGCUAUCGAACUUAUCCUCUGGUAAUCUUUUUUUUUUUGAGACAGAAUCUUGCUCUGUCGCCAGGCCAGAGUGCAGCGGUGCGAUCUCAGCUCACUGCAACCUCUGCCUCCCAGGUUCGAGCGAUUCUCCUGCCUCAGCCUCCCAAGUAGCUGGGACUACAGGCAUGGACUUCCACGCCUAGUUAAUUUUUGUAUUUUUAGUGGAGAUGGGGUUUCACCAUGUUAGCCAGAAUGGUCUUUAUCUCUUGACCUCGUGAUCCACCUGCCUCAGCCUCCCAAAGUGCUGGGAUUACAGGUGUGAGCCACCACGCCCGGCCUCCUCUGGUAAUCUUAUACCUUUACAGAAUUAAUCUAAACUGGUGGCUCAUAAAUGACAUUAAAAACAAAAAACAAUCUGGAUGCAGUGGCUCAUUCCUGUAGUCCCAGCACUGUGGGAGGCCAAGGUGGGAGGAUCACCUGAGCCCAGGAGUUUGAGGCUGUAGUGAACUGUGAUCACACGACUGCAUUCUGGCCUGGGUGACAAAGUGACACCCUGCCUCUAAACAGAAAUCAAGCAACAAAAAACUUGUUAUUUCCCUGCAGCUUUGGGAAGCCAGAACACAAUUUUGCAGUGAACCUGAAUUUUCUGUGACAAAUAAAUUACUAAAUUGGCACAUAUGAUCAUCACCAGUCAUGUCUCAUCAAAAGCCUUUAUUAAGAUGCUUGUAAAAUUUGAAGAAUUUAGAAGUGAUGAGAAGUUAACCCCUUAGUCAUUGUAACAUAAUCAUAUUUUAAUCAGCUUUUUCUUUUGCUACCAAGAGUUUCAAAAAAUGAAUGCAGUAUUUGAUUUCAGGCUUCUAAAUGUGCUCAUUUAGCACUCAUUCCUUGACGUAGACAAUAAAAGAAAAAACCGAAUAGCAUUCUUUCCAGGAUAACUAUUGAAGCAGACAGCUAAGCCUCUAAACAUGAGCACUGCGGUGCAUAUUUAAGGUUGCCACAGACAAGGAUCACACAACAGAGAACACUGUAGUAACAUUUUGGUCUGCUCAACAACACCCAGAACAUUUACCAGUUUUUGUUGUUGGUUUAUUAUUUUUCUGUUAAAAAAUUGUGAAAAGUUUGUUUUAGCUGGAUGAUAUUUUAAUAGUUGCCACUGUUUUGGAACUAUAAAGAUGUCACUACUUAACACAUAUACCUUAUGUUUUGUUUUGUUUUGUUUUACACUCAGUAUAAAUCAGGAAAAGUUAGCCAACCAGCUAGCAUUUAGAAUCCUCUUUUUUAUUGUCUUCUGAGGAUAUGGAUGUUCCCAUAACAGCAACAAAACAGCAACAAAAACAUUUCAUAAAUAUCACUUGAUAGACUCUAAGCACCUGCUUAACUUUGAAUGUGUCCCAAAUAUUUAGUGUGUGUAUAUAUAUAUAUAUAUUCAACAAAUAAAGCAAAAUAUAACAUGCAUUUCACAUUUUGUCUUUCCCUGUUAGGAUUUUAAUAGCAGAACUGUAUGACAAGUUUAGGUGAUCCUAGCAUAUGUUAAAUUCAAAUUAAUGUAAAACAGAUCAACAACAAAGAAACUUUCUAUUUGAGUGAAGUCAUGCUUUCUAUUAUAACUUGGCUUCGGUUAUCCAUCAAAUGCACACUUACACUGUUAUCUGAUUGUUUAUAAUAAAGAAUACCGUACCUAUA
Molecule: messenger RNA, 8165 nt
Organism: Chlorocebus sabaeus (green monkey)
Lineage: Eukaryota; Metazoa; Chordata; Mammalia; Primates; Cercopithecidae
Gene: SMAD9
Product: SMAD family member 9
Biological process (GO): anatomical structure morphogenesis; transforming growth factor beta receptor signaling pathway; SMAD protein signal transduction
Cellular component (GO): heteromeric SMAD protein complex
Molecular function (GO): I-SMAD binding; RNA polymerase II cis-regulatory region sequence-specific DNA binding; DNA-binding transcription factor activity, RNA polymerase II-specific
Source: RefSeq, a predicted model, not a curated record